Molecule: messenger RNA, 672 nt
Organism: Aegilops tauschii subsp. strangulata
Lineage: Eukaryota; Viridiplantae; Streptophyta; Magnoliopsida; Poales; Poaceae
Product: cell number regulator 6-like
Source: RefSeq, a predicted model, not a curated record
AUGGCGGAGGAGAGCCAGGCGCCGCGCUACGUGAAGCUCACCCGGGACCAGGAGGCGCCCGCCGAGGACAUCUGCCCCGGCGAGCUCAACCAGCCCGUCCACGUCCCACGGCCCGGGUGCAGAUGGUGCGCCGAGUGCGGCCAGGUCCUGCCGGAGUCCUACCAGCUGCCGGCCGACGAGCCCUGGAGCACCGGAAUCUUCGGAUGCACCGCCGACCCCGCGAGCUGCCGAACUGGAUGCUUCUGUCCAUGCGUGUUGUUCGGGCGCAAUGUUGCGGCUCUUAAAGAGGAUACCCCAUGGACAGCACCGUGUGUUUGCCAUGCCGUCUUUGUGGAAGGAGGGAUCGCCCUUGCGAUCCUGACAGCAAUAUUCCAUGGGGUUGAUCCAAGAUCGUCGUUUCUUAUUGGAGAAGGUCUACUGUUCAGCUGGUGGCUGUGCGGUACCUAUACCGGCAUUUUCCGUCAGGAGCUCCAGAAAAAGUACCAUCUCAAGAACUCGCCAUGCGACCCUUGUAUGGUCCAUUGCUGCCUGCACUGGUGCGCAAACUGCCAGGAGCAUCGGGAGAGAAGGGGCCGCCUCACGGAGAGGGAGGAUGGAGUGCAGAUGACCAUCGUCGACGCGCCUCCGGUGGAAGAGAUGGGCAUGCCAAGAGAAUCAUCGUGCUGCCUCUGA